AUGAUGCGCAUCCCGACAUCAGCCGCCCUGCGCGCCUCCGUCGCCCGGGCUGGUCGCCAGGCCACCACCUCUUCCGCUAUGGUCACCCGCGCUGCCGCCUCUACCCACGCCAUCUCUAACCCUACCUUGGCCAACAUCGAGAAGAGGUGGGAGGGCAUGCCUCUGCAGGAGCAGGCCGAGCUGUGGAUGGCUCUGCGCGACCGCAUGAAGGAGAACUGGGCCGACCUGACUCUCCAGGAGAAGAAGGCUGCUUACUGGAUUGCCUUCGGCCCUCACGGCCCCCGUGCCCAGCCUCCUGCCGACGAGAACAAGAAGGUUCUAUUCUACGUCUUCGCCGGCCUCGGUGCAUCCCUGACCAUCUUCGCUACCAUGCGCAUGUUCGCCAAGCCCCCACCACACACCAUGACGCGCGAGUGGCAGGAGGCUGCCAACGACUACCUCAAGGAGCAAAAAUCCGAUCCCUUCACCGGCGUCUCCUCACCCGAGUACAAGGGACAGGGUCAGGUCCAGUCCCCACCCGCGAAGGCUUAA
Diaporthe amygdali is the source of this 531-nucleotide messenger RNA. RefSeq names its product cytochrome c oxidase polypeptide 5. Gene Ontology annotation, biological process: mitochondrial electron transport, cytochrome c to oxygen. The transcript is spliced from 3 exons. Bases 1 to 531 code for a protein of 176 amino acids. NCBI's taxonomy places the organism in Eukaryota, Fungi, Ascomycota, Sordariomycetes, Diaporthales, Diaporthaceae. The record is from RefSeq and is a predicted model, not a curated record.